AGUCCAAACGUACGCGCACGAUAUUCCCUUUUUAUUGCGUGCAGUUUCCGCUAUUAUGCGUUUUCUGCAAAACGACUGAAGUCUCUCUCUCUCUCUCUCUCUCAAGUCACAAGUCACGGGAAGCUUUCUCUCACACAACAUGAAGCAAUUCUGGAGCCCAAACAGUAUCAACAAGAACAAAGCUAUGGUGGAGAAUCUUCAAAGCCAUGGUGUGAUUACGUCUGAUGAUGUCGCUAAAGCUAUGGAGGCUGUCGACAGAGGCCUCUUUGUACCAGACCCUUCUUACGCUUACGUCGAUAGUCCCUUGUCUAUUGGCUAUAACGUGACCAUAUCAGCUCCUCAUAUGCACGCAAUGUGCCUUCAACUCCUCGACAAGAAUCUCAAACCAGGGAUGCGUGUUCUUGAUGUCGGCUCUGGAACCGGGUACUUAACAGCGUGCUUUGCGGUUAUGGUUGGAUCCGAAGGUCGUGCUAUUGGUGUGGAGCACAUCCCUGAAUUGGUGGCUUCUUCCGUCAAGAACAUUGAAGCGAGUGCUGCUGCUUCGCCAUUGCUGAAACAAGGAUCUCUGGCUAUUCAUGUUGGCGAUGGAAGGCAAGGAUGGGCUGAGUUUGCACCUUAUGAGAUCCCCGUUGGGAAUUUAUUCCAAGAUCUUCAAGUUGUGGAUAAGAACUCAGAUGGUUCGGUUAGCAUCAGGAGCGAAACAUCAGUACGUUAUGUUCCUUUGACUAGCCGUGAAGCCCAAUUGAGAGGGGAGUGAUGAUGCUUGUUAUGUAGAACUAUGGAUCAUGUUUGCUUCACUUGGUUUUCUAAACUCACCUUGUUACUCAAGAACAUAAUCUCAAGGAUGUCUUUGCUUGUUAGAGUUACAAAUGAGUAAACAUGUUUAUUGUUGAACAUAAAUAAAAUACUAAGCGUUUUAUUAAGU
Molecule: messenger RNA, 925 nt
Organism: Brassica rapa (field mustard)
Lineage: Eukaryota; Viridiplantae; Streptophyta; Magnoliopsida; Brassicales; Brassicaceae
Product: protein-L-isoaspartate O-methyltransferase 1
Biological process (GO): protein modification process
Cellular component (GO): cytoplasm
Molecular function (GO): protein-L-isoaspartate (D-aspartate) O-methyltransferase activity
Source: RefSeq, a predicted model, not a curated record